AUGAAUCCCAUUCUAAUCACCGCUGGCCCCUACCAAUUUCUUGCCACCUUUGAGGCCGCGGCUCCGAAGACCGUUGCUGUCUUUCGCAGCUUGUUGCCUUAUAAAAGACAGCUCAUUCACGUCCGUUGGAGCGGUGAAGGACUCUGGGUGCCAUUGGGAGAGACGGAUUUUGGUCUUCCAUGGGAGAAUCACACGGCGCAUCCCGGGGCGGGGCAAAUCCUGCUGUAUCCUGGGGGUAUAUCCGAGACGGAGAUAUUGUUUUGCUACGGGGGGGUUGCGUUCGCGAGCAAAAUGGGGGCGCUGGCGGCGAACCAUUUUUUGACCGUGAUCGAGGGUCAGGAAAAUCUAAGGGCAUUGGGAGAGUUGGUGUUGUGGAAGGGGGCGCAAGAUGUGCUCUUUGAGGAGGCCACAGAGGAAAGGUGUGUAUCAUUGUUCGCGGUAUUAGGUCUAUGGGAUUGCUGA
Messenger RNA from Aspergillus sclerotioniger CBS 115572, 462 nucleotides. RefSeq lists its product as uncharacterized. Bases 1 to 462 code for a protein of 153 amino acids. Lineage: Eukaryota; Fungi; Ascomycota; Eurotiomycetes; Eurotiales; Aspergillaceae. The transcript has a single exon. The record is from RefSeq and is a predicted model, not a curated record.